Messenger RNA from Chaetomium fimeti, 704 nucleotides. RefSeq lists its product as uncharacterized. Bases 216 to 668 code for a protein of 150 amino acids. The transcript has a single exon. The record is from RefSeq and is a predicted model, not a curated record. NCBI's taxonomy places the organism in Eukaryota, Fungi, Ascomycota, Sordariomycetes, Sordariales, Chaetomiaceae.
CCCGCAUGCUUUGCUUGGGUCCAGCACACCAACUGACAUGGGAUAUGAGGAUACCGCUGCGGUUUCCCCUGAUGAAAGACCCAAUACACGACCUACUUGUUACAAUUGAAAGUUGCUUGCAGGCCCAAACCAGGGCAACCGAACCUGGAAACGCCACCGACGCCGUCCGAUAUACUAGCACUGUGUUGAUGAUACCCAGGUAGUACCGAGGCUCAAUGUGGAUGGGGGGGGGGACGAAGGCGCGAGGAUCUGGCACGUUCCCUCUCAUUUGUCGCAGAAGCUGCAUUCAACCGAGAAUUCUUGCAUUGGGGCCGUUUUCAAUAUUCUGUAUCCCGGCUGGCAUCCCAAUCGCCAUGCCACGCCCGUCCCACAGCAACCUGGGAGCAAGGCUCAUUAUGGAGGGAGGCAGGGAGACCAUUGAACAAUCCUUGACUGAGCCAACUUUCCAGGCGUUCGAACACCGGCAGGGGUUGCCCCACACAAAACGACCACGUCCAGAAAAAUUCAAUCACAGCAAUCCAUUUCUGCCAGGUGAACCCGCUCCUUCAUUCAUGUUUCUCGCCUCGACUCCCUGCCUUACCUGCCUUAUCGAGAAACCUGGAACAGUACUUAGUCCUCGUUGCCCCUCCUAUUGCCCGCGGCUUUCCUUCCUCUCCCCAACAUCGUAACAAACUUUUUAUCAAUCGCGGGCAAGUUUGUGUUGC